Phyllostomus hastatus (greater spear-nosed bat) is the source of this 951-nucleotide messenger RNA. RefSeq names its product fibronectin type III domain containing 8 (gene FNDC8). Bases 1 to 951 code for a protein of 316 amino acids. Lineage: Eukaryota; Metazoa; Chordata; Mammalia; Chiroptera; Phyllostomidae. The record is from RefSeq and is a predicted model, not a curated record. Gene Ontology annotation, molecular function: protein binding. Gene Ontology annotation, cellular component: nucleus. The transcript is spliced from 4 exons.
AUGGCGUCCGAGGUGUUCUGGAAAGUGGGGGAUGGGGAGGAGGCCAUGAUGAAAAAGGAAACCUUCAACGUGUCGAACCCAAUGUCGGAGCCCUUUCCGAACCCCAAGUCUAUGAACAGGACGGUGGCCACCAAAGGAUUCCCACUUUCCUCAAGGGGCAGUUUGUUUAACUUCACGGAGGAAGACAUCAGCAAUCUACCGAGGCCGAUGCCGGAGGAGGAGUCCGAGUGCAGCUCCGACGACAGCAGCACCUCCCCCGUCUCGUCCCCCCUGCUGAACCCCGUCAAACUGGCCGUGACCCAGCCCAACAGCAGCUUCUUUGCGGGGCUGCUGGAGGGCGAGCUGAACAAGCUCAGCCCCUCCCCAGCGGCCGAUGCAGACAAGGAGGACCUGGCCCUCUGCCUCCACCAGCCGAAGUCCCAAACAGCCCCCGGGGGCCUGCUGGACCUCGACAACCCCGAGGUGGACAUGGACACCACCUCCACGUCCUCGAAGUCCUCCGUGGUCACGGACGUGCCCGAGGCGCCCUUCAUCUGCGAACACACAGUCAGCGACUACACGGCUGUGAUUUCCUGGACCUACGCCCUGAGCAAGCAGCCGGUCAGUUUCUACCAGGUCCUGCUGCAGGAGGUCGUCAAGAACGACAGCAACCUGAAGACAAAGAGCCGCCCGUGGAUCUUCCACAAGAUCCUGGGCACCACCGUCAAGCUGAUGGAGCUGAAGCCGAACACCACCUACUGCCUCAUCGUCCGGGCGGCCAACACGGCCGGGGUGGGGAGGUGGUGCGAGCCCUACAAGUUUGCAACCGUCGCCAAUGACCUCAGCAGCUUCCCCGAGAACAACCCCAUCCAGGUCACGGUGCGGCGCAGGGAGCCCCAGCGCAAGACGGUGGCCAUCAGGCCGGAGGAGAUGCGGAGGCUGGAAGAUCUGGAAAACCUGCUUCCUUACUGA